This is a messenger RNA of Dufourea novaeangliae, 566 nucleotides long. It is a transcript of the gene mRpL34, whose product is annotated as 39S ribosomal protein L34, mitochondrial. Gene Ontology annotation, biological process: translation. Gene Ontology annotation, cellular component: mitochondrial large ribosomal subunit; ribosome. Gene Ontology annotation, molecular function: structural constituent of ribosome. The record is from RefSeq and is a predicted model, not a curated record. Lineage: Eukaryota; Metazoa; Arthropoda; Insecta; Hymenoptera; Halictidae. The transcript has 2 exons. The coding region runs from base 194 to 463 and encodes 89 amino acids.
AUGUCUACUCCUAUACCUCGUUUGUGCCUCUACGUUAUGAGAACCAAUGAGAACGGUGAAUCCAUGGACUUGAAGCAACCUGAAGGACGGUGCAUAGUUCUGCCUGCGGGUGCUUUACAACUUCGAAACGUGUUACAAAAGGCCGUCGAAAGUUCACAUUAAACUCUGAAACUAACCUUUAAAGGAACGCAACAUGCUGGGCACAUUAAUUUCCAACGCAUAUCAAACCCUUCCACGUCUUCUGUCAUUAAGUCAAACUUGUUCGUCAAUCAUUGGUUCUCCGACGUUAACAAAUCAGUGGAGCCUUACAUUAAGUAGAACGAAAAUGCGAUAUCAUUUUCCACGUCCGAACGAAUAUAAACGUAUUAAAAAGCACGGUUGGUUUACAAGAAUGUCCACGCCUGCUGGUAGAAGAAUCUUAAUGAGGAGAAUAUUGAGAGGCAGACACAUACUCAGCCACUGAGCAUAAUAUGGAGAUUCUGUUAUCCAAAUUAUGUACAAUCAUUAUUGUUUAUUGAAUAUAGUAAAUAUAACAUAGAAAUAAAAAAUACGUUAAUAUCAUCAAA